AACACGAAGUCUUUACGGAGAAGGUGAAGACGGCGCCGUAUCCGCCGUCCAUGACCAAAGUCAGGACUUUGCGUUACUUCUCCUUGUGGAACCAGGCGACGGCUGCGUUGAUUCGGAAGUUGAAACCCGACAUCUACCAUUGUAUGGAUUACCAUGCCGCGUUGGCUCCGUUAUAUCUGGAGGAGAGUGAACAAAUCCCCAUCAUUUUGGUCCUACACAAUGCCGACUACAUGGGAGUGGUAGAGACAGACUUCAUCAGCGAUCGCUUCUGGAAGACGGUGACGCAGCUGAGACGUCUCAGCUUAAUCCUGAACCUCAAGGUGGCGACCAUCAGAAAGUACUGCAUGUUUGAGGGUCGCUUCAACAUGCUGAAGGCAGGCGUCACCUACAUCAAGCAGACGCAGGCCGGCUACGGCAUUUGCGCGGUCUCUGAGAACUAUGCCGUGGAGCUGAAGCGUGAGCGCACCUUGUUCGCCGGCCUGCCGUAUCUCAUCAGCUUGGACAACGCCCGUGACCCAGGUUUGGAUGAGGACCCAGGUGCGAAGAUCUUGAUUUUCAUCGGGCGCUGGGUGAAACAGAAGGGUGUGGACCACAUCGCCAUGCUGACGCCGGCCUUCCUUCGGAGUCACCCAGAGGUGCAGAUCAUCUUGGCUGGGCCGCCGGACGAUGCCUGCGGCCUCUAUGCUGGCACGCUGCUGGAUCAGCUGGGAGAUGAGUUCAAGGGCCGUCUCUUCGUCUGUACCAAGUUCUUCAGGCUCCCCGAGGAGCUCCGCCGGGGUGCGCACCUCUGCUUCACGCCCUCGUGUUCCGAGCCCUUCGACUACGUGGACGUGGAGUUCGGCCUGCUGGGCGUGCCCUCGGUGGGGGCCGCCAUUGGCGGUCUCGGAAAAAUGCCAGGCGCCAUUGGGAGAUCCAGAUGA
This is a messenger RNA of Cladocopium goreaui, 920 nucleotides long. Lineage: Eukaryota; Dinophyceae; Suessiales; Symbiodiniaceae. The record is from the annotation of a GenBank genome assembly.